CGUAUACUCAAAUUUAUUGUUCAGAUUAUCCAGUCCGUCUAACGGGGCCGUCUCGGUGCGCUGGACGAGUUGAAAUCUACUAUAACGGCUGGCAAACAGUGUGUGAUGACGGCUGGGACUUGAACGAUGCUCAGGUGGUCUGCAGUCAGUUGAACUGUGGCGUAGCCAUGGCUGCUCCUCACUCGGCGUACUUUGGAAAAGGAUCAGAUAAAACGCUGCUUGACGAUGUGGCCUGUACAGGGAAUGAAUUACAUCUGACUCGGUGCUCACACAGAGGAUUCUGGGUACAAAACUGCACUCAUAAUCAGGAUGCUGGUGUGAUCUGUUCAGCGGGCCUGAGCAGGUUAAUCGGGCCAAGUAGAUGCUCUGGAAGAGUUGAAAUCUUCAACAAUGGAUCCUGGGGAACCGUCUGCAAUAACAGCUGGGACAUAAACGAAGCUCGAGUGAUUUGCAGACAGCUGGGAUGUGGCACAUCUCUGAGUGUCCUUCACUUUGGAGAGGGAAUAGGAGAAAUUACUGAAGUGACUUGCACAGGGAGCGAAAGAUAUCUGCCUGAGUGUUCGUACAGUAGCGUUGGAGCUCAGAACUGUAAUCACAGUCAGGAUGCUGGUGUCAUCUGUUCAGGCCCUAUAAGGCCCACUAUUGGACUUACUCCUCAAGGUGACAUCACCUUGGGUCAUAAUGUCAGCAUCAGUUGUUCAAUCACUGAUGCACAAGUAAGAGGGAUAUUUGUCUUGACGAAGACCACAGGCUCAUUCAGCCGGGCCGUGAACUCAAGCAGCAGCUCUGCUACUUUCAAUAUCCUUCAGGCCACAUUCAAUGAUCAGGGAUUGUACAAGUGUCAGCUCCAAAUCAUACUUCCCAAUGAAAACUUCACCACUCUCUUUAGUGACACAGUCCAACUAAGAGUGAUCUUUCCAACACCCAGGAUCAGUAUUGAACCCUCUGGAGUGAUUACUUUCAAUCAGGAUGUGAGAAUGGUUUGUUUAGUCACUAAUGAGCAAGGAGGAGGAUCAUUUAUCUUCAGGAAGUUUCACCCAGACUGUGAACUCAAGCAGCAACUCGGCUACUCUGUAUAUUCCUAAAGUUACCUUUACAGAUGAGGGAGACUACCAGUGUCAGUUUAAAGUGAGGAUUUCUAAUGAAGACUUCAGCACAAGCUUCAGCAGCAAUGUCCCACUCUAUAUAAAAGGUGAAAUUGCAAAACCCAACAUCACCUUGCAGCCUGCCGGUCUGGUUUCCUGGGGUCAGAGUGUCAGCAUUGUUUGCAACGUUAUGGAUGGAUUGAAUGGAUCAUUUACAUUCACAAACCCUCCCGGUUCUGUCAUUCAGACUGUGAAUGACAGAACCGGGAGUAUGCACUGAUGGAAGUGCAUACUGGAGGUCAAAAAAUUCAGUUUUGACCUCCAUACAAAAACAGCAUUGACUACAAAGGUCUGAAUAUAAACGCAUUCUGCAUUUUCGGAGAGAGAAAGAGAGAGAAACGACAAGAGUGUCAAUUUAUAGCCCAGUUUUUCUCCAAGAGAGGUGGGUAGACUGUGAGAUUAUUAACCAGUUAGCAUAGUCAGCUGAGCUAGAGACUACAGUUUGCCUCCAUUUCACUAGCAUUUAAUGAAUGAAGGGAAGAAUUUAACAUUUUCAUAUAUUUAACUUGCCCCUGUAAAGGGGUGCAACUACAUAUUUAUGAGGUGGAUGCGAACAUCUCACCGGCGCCCCCCCUAGACAUAAACUUGUACAACUGCCUGUGGG
Messenger RNA from Gambusia affinis (western mosquitofish), 1749 nucleotides. RefSeq names its product deleted in malignant brain tumors 1 protein-like. Bases 168 to 1085 code for a protein of 305 amino acids. Gene Ontology annotation, cellular component: membrane. The transcript is spliced from 6 exons. NCBI's taxonomy places the organism in Eukaryota, Metazoa, Chordata, Actinopteri, Cyprinodontiformes, Poeciliidae. The record is from RefSeq and is a predicted model, not a curated record.